Messenger RNA from Zea mays, 3378 nucleotides. RefSeq lists its product as uncharacterized. The coding region runs from base 1356 to 3062 and encodes 568 amino acids. Gene Ontology annotation, molecular function: protein binding. The transcript is spliced from 6 exons. The record is from RefSeq and is a predicted model, not a curated record. NCBI's taxonomy places the organism in Eukaryota, Viridiplantae, Streptophyta, Magnoliopsida, Poales, Poaceae.
CGAUUUCUCGUAAAAGAAGGGAGCCCCCCAGCACAGCGACAAAGUGGAUUGGGCCUGCUGGCGGGGGCCCCACCAGCUGCACCCCUUCACCUUCCAUUCCAUUCCCCUUCUCUCCUCUCUCGGUCCAGUCUCCAGCUCCAGCCCUCCCACCGCUCCAGCCAGUCCCACCAGCUGCUCCUUCCCUGCCUGCUUCCCCUGUUUCUUUGGCUCCUUCCCCGCUGCCCUCCGCGCCGCACGCCCGCACGCCACGCCAUAGAACAGAAUGUUCUUGGAUGCUCUCGCGCCCGCAACAUUCCCUUCCUAGUACGGCCCGCCCCUUCGAUCCAUAAACAAAAGGCAAGGAAGGCUGCGCCGCCGUCUGCCUCUCUCCUCUCUUCGUCCACGGCCCACGGGGUUCUUGCCUCUCCCUAGUCCCUUCUUCAUCACCCUGACCAGUGGGUUUAGCGAGCGAGCGCAGGCGCCGUCGGUUGAUUUCCCGCGUAAAGCUUGGAUCUUGGCGCGUGGACUGCCGUAGGUGCCGGCGGCGGCGAGGCCGCGAGGGUCUGGAAGUUUGGGCGGAUUUCUCUGUCCCGAGUUCAGGAGCGCUUCUCCGCAGAUGUGCAACUUCGUCUGGCUCUUCCGCGUGCUCUGGCGGAUCCUCAGCGUCGCCUUCUGAGCCCCAGCCUCCCAGCCCCCGCGCGCCGUCCGCUCCGCCUCGCCCGCCGGCGACUCCCGGACUGGACUGGACUGGACUGACUGAGCCUCUCUCCGCGCGGGGAAAAGUUUUCCCGUCGGUGGGGUUUCCUGUCGAGUUCGUUCGGUCCAAGCGCGUCGCGUGCGGUUCGGCGGAAAGCUGGGACGCUGCUGGUGCUCGCUGGGUGCUGCCUUUGGUCUCAUUGGCGCUGCAGUGUGGCGGUGUCCGCCGUCCUGCCGGCUGGCCGUCUUGGAGGCUGGAACCAGCUAGCAGCAGCUCCGUCCGGGACGAUGGCCUGCCUCAAGCUGGGAUCCAGGGCUGAUGUCUUCCGGAAGCAAGGGCAGGAGUGUGCUUCCUGGCGGAUUGUGUGAUACCGUUAUUUAUUUAUUUAUCUAUCAUUGUUAUACCUACGACCACAAUCGACCACUAGUAUUUGUCUACGCGCGCGAAUCAAAGGUACUGCACAUCUGGUCUUCCCAGUGAUAUAUCUGUGGUAGUUGGGGAACAGUCUUUCCAUCUUCACAAGUUUCCUCUACUAUCGAAAAGUGGCCUGUUGGAGAAGCGAAUCAGAGAGAAAAUCGAUAACAGGGACGAUAGCUGUGCAAUUGAUCUAUCUGAUAUUCCUGGUGGGGCGAAGGCUUUUGAACUGGCUGCCAAAUUUUGCUAUGGUGUAAAGUUUGAAAUGACUGCCUCCAACGUUGUACACCUUCGUUGUGCUGCUGAUUACCUUGAGAUGACGGAAGAGAUAUCCGAGGGGAAUUUGAUCGCAGAGACAGAGAGCUUCCUUACCCAAACAGUCCUCAAGAGCUGGAAGGAUUCAGUCAAGGCGCUUCAAACUUGCGACAACGUCCUUGAUGUUGCUGAAAGAUUGCAGAUUGUAAAGAGGUGUGUAGACUCUAUUGCGACUAGAUCAUGCAGUGACCCUGAUUUAUUUGGCUGGCCAGUAGCCCAUUAUGGAGGCCCCAUGCAGAGUCCUGGAGGGAGUCUCUUGUGGAAUGGUAUUAGCACGGGAGCAAGGCCCAGAAAUAGCAGCCCGGAUUGGUGGUAUGAUGAUGUCUCAUGUUUAAGCCUCCCGUUAUACAAAAAGCUCAUCUCAGCCAUGGAGUAUCGGGGCAUCAGUCAGGGGGUUAUUGUUGGAUCCCUUAACCAUUAUGCAAAAAGGCGUUUGCCUGGUUUGAAUCGGCGUAAAAGCAUCGGUGAUGCUAGCAACUGUCUUUCUAUGACUAGUUUAACAUCCAUCCCUUCUGAAGAUGACCAGAAGUAUCUUCUCGAGGAGAUCGAUAGACUACUCCCUUUCCAAAGGGGUGUUACAUCAUGCAAGCUGCUGUUUGGCCUCCUGCGCACGGCAAUCUUCCUGAAAGCCAGCCCCUCCUGUGUGUCGAACUUGGAGAGACGGAUAGGUAUGCAGCUUGACAAGGCCAGCUUGGAAGACCUUUUGAUACCGAAUGUCUCUGAUUCUGUGGAAACCCUGUAUGAUGUGGAGUGUGUGCAGAGGAUUGUAGACCAUUUCUUGUCAAUGGACCAAGAAACUGGUGGGGCCUCCCCUGGCAUUGGUGAAGAUGGGCAAAUGUUAGCAUCACCAUCCUUAAUGCCAAUAACUAUGGUUGCUAAGUUGAUUGAUGGCUAUCUGGCUGAAGUUGCACCAGACAUGAACUUGAAGUUGCCAAAGUUUCGGUCUUUGGCUGCUGCUAUACCGGAUUAUGCUCGUCCAAUAGAUGAUGGGCUUUAUCGUGCUAUUGACAUAUAUCUCAAGGCGCACCCAUAUCUGCCAGAAUCGGACAAGGAAGAGCUCUGCCGGGUGAUGGACUGCCAGAAGCUGUCCCUGGAGGCCUGCACACACGCGGCGCAGAACGAGCGCCUCCCGCUCCGUGUCAUCCUGCAGGUCCUCUUCUUCGAGCAGCUCCAGCUGCGGAGCUCCAUCGCGGAAUGCCUCAUGAUCUCAGAGCCCCUAGACGGCGGCGGCGGCUUCUCGCGGCAGCUCGGCGGCCUGCCUGUCUCGGGCGAGCACCUCCGCGGCGCUGGCUGGCCCCUGGCCGCCAGGGAGAACCAGACGCUGCGGGAAGGUAUGGACAGCAUGAAGCAGCGCGUGUCGGAGCUGGAGAAGGAGUGCUUUGCCAUGAAGGAGGACAUCGAGCGGCUCGGCCGCAGCAGGAGCGCGGGCAAGAGCAGGUUCCCGUUCGCGCUCGCCGCAAAGCCCCACGUCUGCGGCACCAAGGACAAGGAGGCUGCUCCGGAAUCGUCAAAGUCGGAGACGUCAAAGUCGAAGGCAGCGGCGGCGACCAGGAGCGAUGACAAGUUGGCUGUGGUCAAGGGCGGUGCCGCUGCCGCCGGUGAUGGCGGGCCGCAGCUGAAGCACAGGAAGCACAAGACGAGCCUGUCUGCCUGUUAGUUUUUAGAUAUCUACAAGCACACAGUAUAGGCCCUGAAUGAACAACGACUGUGAGUGAGAGACGCUAUCGAUGUGAUGCUCAUUUUUUUUUCUUGGACAUUUGCUCAGUGAAAAAUGCAUAGCGUUACCAGCGUGUCUUGGACUUCCAGCUGUACCAUGCUUCCCCGUUGUGGUUGUACAUGUCCAUGAAUCGGAAAAGAAUUUACUAGUAGAAUCCUACCGAGUUCCUGUGAAUUACUGGGGUUCCAAACCGUCUCUCAAACUCAAACCUCAAACUUGAAAGGGAUCCGCAUUGAUUUUGAUAAAUGUAUUGUCA